UGGUUAUCAUGGGUGCGCCUGGUUCUUAUUACUGGACCGGAACAGUCAAAGUGUUUAACAUGACAUCCAAUACUCACUACAACCUUAAUCAAGACAACCUGAGUCCUCGCAGAUACAGUUACCUCGGGUAUGCUGUGACAGCUGGUCACUUCUCUUCCCCGAAUACCAUAGACGUGGCAGCUGGUGCUCCUCAAGACAGUGGUGUUGGAAAAGUUUACAUCUUCAGAAUUGAAGGAGCAUCUCUUGUGAAGACCUUUCAAGCCUCAGGGAAAAUGAUGGGCUCUUACUUUGGCUCCUCAUUGUGUGCAGUUGACCUAAACGCAGACGGACUGUCGGACUUGCUGGUGGGAGCACCCAUGCACAGCAAGAUCCGGGAUGAAGGCCAGGUUUCUGUUUACCUCAGCAGUGGCAAUAUUUGGAUAAAAUGAUUGAUAGUCAGAAUGAGAGUCUAAACAG
Molecule: messenger RNA, 456 nt
Organism: Sinocyclocheilus grahami
Lineage: Eukaryota; Metazoa; Chordata; Actinopteri; Cypriniformes; Cyprinidae
Product: integrin alpha-9-like
Exons: 5
Coding region: 9-428 (139 amino acids)
Biological process (GO): cell-cell adhesion; cell-matrix adhesion; integrin-mediated signaling pathway
Cellular component (GO): external side of plasma membrane; integrin complex
Molecular function (GO): integrin binding
Source: RefSeq, a predicted model, not a curated record